AACAAGCCUAAUUUAGACAUUAAAUUUAUUGACGUUGAAUUGUUGAUUCUAUGAUUUGCGAAUACUACUGAUAAUUCUUGACUAUUUCAGCGCCUGAACUUUAAUUUGUGCGUGUUUAGUUUUUUCUUAAAACUUUGGAAAAAAUCGUGUAAAUUAACAUGGAAGGCGACGAACUAAGUGGUGACUUGGUUAGGUUGGACAAUGGAUUUUUAGUCGACGAAGAAACUUACGUUGUAAACUCAGACGAUGUGCUCGAACAAGAGGAAAACAACUCUGACUCAAACAGUGGUGGCAAAAACGUGCCCCUUCGAGAACAAGAUAGAUUUUUACCUAUUGCUAAUAUUGCAAAAAUAAUGAAAAGGGCAAUCCCAGAAAGAGGAAAGAUUGCCAAAGAUGCAAGAGAAUGUGUCCAAGAGUGUAUCUCGGAGUUUAUAUCGUUCAUAACGAGUGAAGCAAGUGAUCGCUGUCAAAUGGAGAAACGGAAGACAAUUAAUGGAGAAGAUGUACUAUUUGCAAUGAAUGCACUCGGCUUUGAUAAUUAUGUGGAACCGUUGAAAUUGUAUCUUAAAAGAUACAGAGAAAUCGUUCUAUCUCCUGUUACUAUCAACAAGUUAAACAAAGCAAUAGUUUUGUAUGGAACUGAUGGAACUCAAUGCGUCUCUAGUGAAAAUGAUACUGACACACAGGCAGAAACAGUUAUAUACAGCUACCCUAAAGUUAUUGGAGAUUUUACGAUCGCUUAAAAUAUCAAAGAAUCUACAGUGAUGCUAAAAUUAAUUCUUCAAUUAAGUUAACAACAAAACUAGGUGAAGUUGUAAGAAUCACUUUAUUAUGGAAUACUUUUUAAGUAUAAAAAAUAUAUAUAAGGAGACCAUAAAAUUGUUAUGUGAAUUCUUCCACUGGUAUGAUUAAAAUUUGACACGACCUAGGUGGAGAUUACUUAAGUAUUUGUUUUUUUUUUUAAUAAAAGAUAUUUCAAGAAAA
Melitaea cinxia (Glanville fritillary) is the source of this 984-nucleotide messenger RNA. RefSeq names its product nuclear transcription factor Y subunit B-4 (gene Nf-YB). Gene Ontology annotation, cellular component: CCAAT-binding factor complex. The transcript has 5 exons. Lineage: Eukaryota; Metazoa; Arthropoda; Insecta; Lepidoptera; Nymphalidae. The record is from RefSeq and is a predicted model, not a curated record. Bases 159 to 743 code for a protein of 194 amino acids. Gene Ontology annotation, molecular function: protein heterodimerization activity; RNA polymerase II cis-regulatory region sequence-specific DNA binding; DNA-binding transcription activator activity, RNA polymerase II-specific. Gene Ontology annotation, biological process: regulation of transcription by RNA polymerase II.